CGCGGCAACUCUACAGAGAACACUAGUGUGAGCCGAGGUUUGAUACAGCUGUGUCGCGCUGUUGCAAAAAAUAAACCGGUUACUUGAAAAAAUAAACAUGGUAUCAAUAAGCGAUCCCGCCGUGCAAUCGUACGCGUUGUAUUCAACUAUACUAGCACUGAAAAUGCUCGGUAUGGCCAUUUUAACGGGAAAAACGCGAUAUGGUAAGAAUGUAUUCGCUAAUGAAGAAGAUGCAAAGGCAUCAAAGGGUAAAGUUAGAUACGACGACCCCGAUGUGGAGAGAGUGCGGCGAGCGCACCUCAAUGAUUUGGAGAAUAUUCCGGCUUUCUGGAUUUUGGGUGCAUUGUACCUGACGACGGGACCUGCGGCCUCGACGGCAGCCAACCUGUUCCGGGCAUACACCGCCGGUCGUCUUAUACACACGUUUGUGUAUGCAGUGAAGCCUAUGCCUCAGCCAUCACGAGCGAUCGCUUUUGCUGUCCCUCUGUUUAUAAUGUUCUAUAUGGGUUAUAAAGUUGCAACGUUUUAUGCGUCAGCUCUAUAAAAUAAGUAAGGUAUCUGAUAUCACAAAUAAUAGAACAAAUGCACUUGAUGAAGUCAAUGUUGCAACUGCUGUUUUUUUUAUCAUGAGCCAUGCAUUUAAUAGGUAGAUUCAACAUGUUUGUAAUGGCUUUGAUAUUGUAGCAUUUACAUAUUUAUGUGAAAAUUCUCUUAUCAUAUUUUGGUACCUACGUAGAUUUUUAUAAAUGUUACAGUUAUUGCAGCUAUAACGUAUAUGAAUGAUUUGUCAAUAUUGAUAAUUGUUAUAGUAGCGGUGACGGUGUUAUUUAGAUUAUUGAAGAACUUAUGGAUUUCAUAAGUUCGUUUUAUGGAUGCACUGAUAAAGAACUGAUUUUUUACGUUUUUAAAGAAGAACUUGUUAAUAUAUUUGGCUAUGGAAAUUGUAAUUAAUUUAUAAUGAAUGAUAAAAUAAAACGAUGACGUUUAA
Amyelois transitella is the source of this 988-nucleotide messenger RNA. Its product is annotated as microsomal glutathione S-transferase 1-like. The transcript has a single exon. Lineage: Eukaryota; Metazoa; Arthropoda; Insecta; Lepidoptera; Pyralidae. Gene Ontology annotation, cellular component: membrane. The record is from RefSeq and is a predicted model, not a curated record. Bases 98 to 544 code for a protein of 148 amino acids.